Messenger RNA from Stereum hirsutum FP-91666 SS1, 1542 nucleotides. RefSeq names its product MFS general substrate transporter. Gene Ontology annotation, biological process: transmembrane transport. The record is from RefSeq and is a predicted model, not a curated record. Gene Ontology annotation, cellular component: membrane. Lineage: Eukaryota; Fungi; Basidiomycota; Agaricomycetes; Russulales; Stereaceae. Gene Ontology annotation, molecular function: transmembrane transporter activity. The transcript is spliced from 15 exons. Bases 19 to 1542 code for a protein of 507 amino acids.
ACAACUACCCAGGCCACGAUGAGCGUAGUUGACAACGUGCCAGAAAAGCGCUCGUUAGGGAGUCGCAUCUCGAGGAUUGUCUGGGAUCGGGACGAGAAGCCUGAACAUGAGCGUAAGUUCGUGCAGUGGCUCGACCUGCAUUUGUUCGUCAUCGCAUGUCUGGGAUACUUCAUCAAAUAUCUCGACCAGGCCAACAUCGCUAAUGCUUACGUGAGCGGCAUGCAGGAGGACCUCGACUUCACUGGGAACCAGUACAACACCCUUCUUUCCAUGUUCACUGCCGGCUAUGUCAUCGGUCAAUUUCCCGGCACUUUGCUCAUGGUCAAAAUUUCUCCAUCCAUCUGGCUGCCAUUUUGCGAGAUUCUAUGGACCGUUCUCGUCAUGUGCUGCUCCGUUGCGAAGAACGUCGAAACACUAUAUGCGCUGCGUUUCUUCAUUGGAAUGGCUGAGGCCACAUCCUACCCCGGAAUGAUCUGGGUUCUUGGAAGCUGGUAUGGCCCAAGUGAGCUCGGAAAACGUGCUGUCAUCUUUCAAGCGACUUCGGCUGCAGGAACGAUGUUCAGCGGAUAUCUGCAAGCUGCUGUUCACACCAAUUUGAACGGAGUAGGUGGCUUGACAGGAUGGCAAUGGCUUUUCAUUAUGGAUGGAGUCAUCUCUCUCCCCAUCGCCUUUGCAGGCCUCUUCCUCAUCCCAGAUAUCCCUAAUAAGCCUAAUCCCCGCGCUCGCUGGUGGCUCCGCCAAAAGCACCUCGACAUCGCCCAGGAGCGAAUGGCACAAAUGAAACGCGCACCGCCUACUGGAUUCUCGCUGCAAACGUUCAAAAAAGGGUUCUCGAGCUGGGUCCCGUGGGCGUUCUUCGUGCCUUAUACCUGUUUCGUACUCGGGUUGAGUUCAUAUGCGUACAUGAACCUCUGGCUCAAAGCUACCGCCCCUUGGAAGACCAACGUAACCCUGAUCAACAUCAUCCCCACCGGCGGCUACGCCCUCCAAAUCGUCAUGGCCCUAGUCUACUCCUGGGUCUCCGACGCUCUCAACACCCGCUACCCCGUCAUCAUCUUCGGCGGCACGGUCGCCCUCAUCGGAAACGCCAUCCUCGCCUCAUGGCCAGCUUCGAAGAACGCGAUCUUUGCGGGCUUCUUUUUAAAUUUCACGGUCACGUCGACGGGAGCGUUGAUGUUAGCUUGGGCGAAUGAGCUGACGUCGGGCAAUGCGGAGGGGAGAGCGAUCACGGUUGGGUUCUUAAAUACGGCUUCGUAUGUCUUCAACGCGUGGGUGCCCAACCUCUUGUUCCCCUCCUCGAAGGCACCACAUUACCCACUAGGAUACAAAGUCACCACCGCCUUCUGGGCCGCCAACAUCGUCGGUACAGCCCUCAUCGUCCUCUUCGUCAGGCGCGAUAAACGGGAAGCCCAUAUCGCCGAAGUGGCGCGGGAGAACGAUGAGAACGGGGGUGGGGUAAAGGGGAUCGGGAUCAUUGGGGGUGAUGGUGUAAGUGCGAGAGGAGAUGAGGGAAGUAGCGUCGAGGACGUGAAGGUCAGAUGA